GAGCUCCUGACGCGAGCUGGCGGAAGGCGCAGCGUGGGCCGAGGCUCAGCCGCCCAAGCAACUCCCACAGGGUCUCGAAGCUGAGGGCCGAAGCCGAUGUCUUCGUGCCCCUCGAGCACGGCGCGAUCCAGCCGCAGUACGGCCGCGAGGAGCAGCACCAGCAGCGCCAGUAUUCGCCUGGGGUGGCCUACCCUUCGGCCCACUGCCUUCGCCGCGCGGCGGAGGCGGCGGCGCGCGCUGCCACAGUGCGCCGCAACAACGCCGAGCUCUUCGAGACCACAGAGAAGCAGGGCAGGCACCAUAACACCUUCGAUGCGGAGGCGAGCACCGCGAACGGCCAGGCGGGUUCCACGGAGGACGACGACCAGGAGGCCUACGGCAACCAGCUGCGCGCCGAGCGCAACCAGGGCAGGCACCAGAACACUUUCGAGGCGGGGGUGAGCACCGCGAGCGGCCAGGCCGGCUCCGCGGAGGACGACGACCAGGAGGCGAACGGCAACCAGCAGCACACCGAGCGCAACCAGGGCAGGCACCUGAACACCUUCGAGGCGGAGGCGAGCACCGAGAAAGCCUGGGCCGGCUCCGCGGGGGGCGACGGCCAGGGGGCCAACGGCGACCAGCAGCGCACCAGGACGGAGGCAGAGGACGGCUCCAACGACGCCCUGGAAGCGUGCGGCGACCAGCUGCGCGCCGCGGAGAAGCAGGGCAAGCACCAUGACACCUUCGAGGCGGAGGUGCGCGCCGCGAACGGCAGGGCGAGCUCCGUUGAGGACGACGCCCAGGAGGCCCGCGGCAACCAGCAGCGCACCGAACGCAACCAGGGCAGGCGCCAGAACACCUUCGAGGCGGAGGUGCGCGCCGCGAACGGCCAGGCCAGCUCCGCAGAGGGCGCCGACCAGGCGGAGGUUUGCACCGCGAAGGGCCAGGCCAGCUCCGCGGAGGACCGCGACCAGGAGGCCAACCAACGGCAACCAGCAGCGCGCCAAGACGCCCGAGACGCGCGCGGCGACCCGCUGCGCGCCGCGGAGAACCAUGGGAGGCGCCAGAACACCCUCGAGGCGGAGGUGCGCGCCGCGAACGGCCAGGCCGGCUCCGCGGAAGACGACGACCAGGAGGCUAACGGCAACCAGCAGCGCUCCGAGCGCAACCGGGGCAGGUACCAGAACGCCUUCGAGGCGGAGGUGAGCACCGCGAACGGCCAGGCCGGCUCCGCGGAGGACCGCGACCAGGAGGCUAACGGCAACCGGCAGCGCGCGGAGGACGUGCGCGGCGACCAGCUGCGCGCCGUGGCGCGCUCCGCGGAGGACGGCGCCCUGGGGGCCAACGGCAACCAGCUGCGCGCCGAGCGCAACCAGGGGAGACACCUGAACAUCUUCGAGGCGGAGGUGAGCACCGCGAACGGCCAGGCUGGCUUCGCGAAGAACGACGACCAGGAGGCUAACGGCAACCAGCUGCGCGCCGAGCGCAGCCAGGGCAGGCGCCGGAACACCUUCGAGGCGGGCGCGAGCAAUGGGGGUGCGCAGGAGGGCCCCGCGCGGCAGUGGGCAGUCUUCGAGGAUGACCUCGAGGACAGGCUCGAGGGGGAUCGCGAGGACAACCUCGCCACUUCGGAACGCCAUGCGAUCCUGCGCGCGCGCUUUGCCCAAGUGCAGAUGGUGGGCGCUCCCGCCGCGUUCGCCGCGCUCUCGACGGAUCAACG
This is a messenger RNA of Prorocentrum cordatum, 1699 nucleotides long. NCBI's taxonomy places the organism in Eukaryota, Dinophyceae, Prorocentrales, Prorocentraceae. The record is from the annotation of a GenBank genome assembly.